Molecule: messenger RNA, 939 nt
Organism: Saccharomyces mikatae IFO 1815
Lineage: Eukaryota; Fungi; Ascomycota; Saccharomycetes; Saccharomycetales; Saccharomycetaceae
Gene: AIM33
Product: cytochrome-b5 reductase
Exons: 1
Coding region: 1-939 (312 amino acids)
Cellular component (GO): endoplasmic reticulum; plasma membrane
Molecular function (GO): oxidoreductase activity
Source: RefSeq, a predicted model, not a curated record
AUGUCAUUAAUAGAGACAUGUAUAUCGUUUGCUUUAGCAAAUCCAAAUUACUUAUUCUCCACUGGAUUGUUACUGAAUUGUGUAGCUACGCCACUAUACCUUUGGAAAACACAAAAUAGCAAAAUAGUUCUCGUUUCGUUGCUGCAUUUUGUAGUGCUUUAUGCCGCAGCAUUUAUUACAGUUGGCACGGAUAAAUCCCUUUAUAAGGAUAAAUGGGUAGCUUUACCUUUGGCAAAAAAGACUCGUAUUUCUCGCAAUACUAGUUUGUACUCUUUCAGGCUAAAGUACCCGUUUGAAACAUUGCAUAUUCCCCUAGGAUACCAUCUGGCAGUAAGGGUUACAAUAAAUGGCGAGCGACUAGUGAGAUACUAUACGCCGGUGAAUGUUCCUAAUACGCAGGGCCAUUUGGAGUUAGUAGUAAAAACGUAUAAAUAUGGUGUUGUUUCUAAGUAUUUUGAUAAAUUAAAAAUUGGUCAGUGUGUAGAAUUUAAGGGGCCUUUAGGUGAACUAGAAUAUGACCAAGAUACGGCUACAGAAUUGGGUAUCAUUGCAGGAGGGUCUGGUAUUACCCCUGUAUUGCAAGUACUACAAGAAAUCAUACCCUCUCCGGAAGAUCUAACUCAUAUUUCUUUGAUAUACGCAAACGAAACAGAGGAUGAUAUUCUUAUGAAGUCACAACUAGACCAUAUGGCUAAGGAGUAUCCACAUUUUAAGGUUCAUUAUGUGAUCCAUAAGCCAAACGGCAAAUGGGGCGGCGACGUCGGGUAUGUAACUUUAGAAGAAAUGAAGAGGUACCUGCCUAAACAAGCAGAGGACCACCGUUUAUUGAUUUGUGGACCUCCUAAAAUGAAUGAAAUGGUUUUAAAUUAUGCAAAAGAGUUGGGGUGGAGUAAUGGAUUCCACAAAGGUAAUGGUAGCGAUAAAGUUUUUGUUUUUUAA